AUGUGCAACCGCGGCCAGCCGUGUGAGGGCUGCACCAGACGGAAUCAAGCGUCACUGUGUCGAUAUGCUCCCAAUGCCAUCAGGAACAAGGCUCGCCCGCCCAAGGUGGGCAACAUCCAGGAGCGGCUGGAUAAUCUAGAGGUGAUGCUGGCUUCGAUUGCGGCGAAUCCCGCUGCUGCUGGGAUUGGUAUAGGAGCUGUGCCCAGUACGCAGGCUUCGUCCGGCCAGAGGAGAAUGCCGGCGUCUUCCUACCCAGAGCCUCAGUCACCGUUCAAGCCAGCUCGAGUUCCCCAAGACGAUCACGCCUUGCCGCCUGAGCUGCCUCAUCGCCACGAGUCUGGAGAUGGCCAAGUCAGUUACAUCGACCCCAGCCAUUGGAGGGCCAUCUUGGACGAGAUCAAAGAGGUCAGAGAGCAUCUGGCAGCCUUUGACCGCCCUCUGGUGCAGGAGGAGCCGGAGCGCAAGAGCGUUGCAUCAGAAGACGGGGCCGGAUUUAUGUUUGGCAAAUUUCCGGUGGUCGAUCUCGAAGACAUCAUCAGCACCCUGCCGCCGAGAUCGGCCUGCGAUGCCCUUGUUGCCCAGUAUUUCAACGCCAGAUUCAUGGUGCUGGGCAUCCUGCACCCGGUCAAGUUCCAAAGGGAGUAUGAAAAGUUCUGGGAGGCUCCUCUCAAGGCACCUCCUCUUUGGAUUGCUCUGCUCUUUUCCGUUCUCAGCCUCACAACCUCUCUUCGCAAUGUCGCCGGUGGCUCGGCCGGGCCCAAGUCGGCAAAGCCAACAGCCAAGACGCUGCAGCAAAGAACAGUGGAAUGCCUGAUCUUGGGACGUUUCCCUACCGCAAAUGCGUAUGCUCUGGAAGCCAUGAUACUGCAUCUCCAAAGCUGCUACCUCACCAUCAAUAGACUCGGCUCCGAUCACUGGUUUGAGAUGGGCACUUUGAUCCGCCUCGCCUUUAGAAUGGGCUAUCACCACGACCCGGAUGGCUUACCGGGCAUCUCAGUCUUUGACGGAGAGAUGCGGCGGCGCGUGUGGCACAACAUCUUCCAGGUGGACGCGCUCAUGUCUUUUCAGAUGGGGUUCCCAAGCAUGAUUCCGACAGAAUUCUGCGACACCAAAGUGCCGAGAAACCUGCAGUUCUCUGAUCUUGAUAUGGGCAUGACUUUGCUGCCUCCAGGGCGGCCUCUGUUCGAAAACACCCCAAUCAGAUAUCCAAUCGCCAAGUCUGGUGUCAUGGCCGUGUUCAAACGGAUUGUUGCGCAUUCCCAGUCUUUGUCUCUCCCAACCUAUGAUAACACGAUUAUGCUGGAUAACGAAAUGAGGGAGUCGUACAGCAACCUGCCGGAAAUCCUGAGAGGGAGGGACGUAGGUCGUUCUUUCAUGGACCCAUCGAGCAUCAUCUUCGAGAGAUGCACACUCGAAAUGCUCUACUUGAAGGGUCUCAUUGUUCUGCAUCGGCGGUACAUUAGCUACGAAGUUGACGGCCGUCGAUUUGAGCACUCCAGACGAACCUGUGCUGAAGCCGCUCUCGACAUCCUGGCUCGUCAGGCAGAUCUGCAUCAAGCAUGCCAACCUGGAGGGCGUCUGUACGACGACCGAUGGAUGGUCUCUUCACUGACCAUGCACGACUUUCUUUUGGCUGCCAUGGUCAUUUGCCUGGAUCUCUCGGUUCGUCUUCGGCGUCCUUUGAGCGUGUUAGUGCCAGGAAAAGACGACGAUGCUCUUACUGGGCGAGAAUACCAUGCGCUGCAGAGAUCGCAGAAGAUAUGGGCAUCCAGUAGCCAGAUGUCUCCCGAAGCACGCCUUGCGGCUUUGGCGCUCGGCCUGAUGGUGCAGAAAGUGGCCGAAAAGGACAGACGCCAUAUUCCUCCAUCUACUAUUACGCAAGAAGAUCUGGCUGCUGCUGCUUCAGCUUCUACCCAAGAGCUUCCGUAUGCAGGGCCCAUGUCUCAGAUGAUUGAUGGCAUAGAAGGGCUAGACUGGAAGAAGUGGGAGGAGAAGUGUUUGCAGGAGUACCUUGCGGCUGGUGCCAGCUUUUGGACUGGAGAAACAGGUCACAUGACGAUGCAAGAGGAGCAGUAG
Messenger RNA from Trichoderma aggressivum f. europaeum, 2076 nucleotides. RefSeq names its product transcriptional regulator family: Fungal Specific TF. The coding region runs from base 1 to 2076 and encodes 691 amino acids. Gene Ontology annotation, biological process: DNA-templated transcription. NCBI's taxonomy places the organism in Eukaryota, Fungi, Ascomycota, Sordariomycetes, Hypocreales, Hypocreaceae. The record is from RefSeq and is a predicted model, not a curated record. Gene Ontology annotation, molecular function: zinc ion binding; DNA binding. The transcript is spliced from 4 exons.